Sphaeramia orbicularis (orbiculate cardinalfish) is the source of this 4184-nucleotide messenger RNA. RefSeq names its product retinoic acid receptor gamma a (gene rarga). Gene Ontology annotation, biological process: cellular response to corticotropin-releasing hormone stimulus; retinoic acid receptor signaling pathway; regulation of transcription by RNA polymerase II. The record is from RefSeq and is a predicted model, not a curated record. The coding region runs from base 433 to 1938 and encodes 501 amino acids. The transcript is spliced from 8 exons. Gene Ontology annotation, molecular function: zinc ion binding; RNA polymerase II cis-regulatory region sequence-specific DNA binding; nuclear glucocorticoid receptor binding. Lineage: Eukaryota; Metazoa; Chordata; Actinopteri; Kurtiformes; Apogonidae. Gene Ontology annotation, cellular component: transcription regulator complex; nucleus.
CCACCCCCUCUCAGAGUGUCACGCUGAGGCAGUUGGUUCGCUCCGCCGUGUCUGGGGCUCAGGGAGAGCUGUGAGAGGCUGUUAUUUAGGUCUGUUACAGCAGACAGGGAGCAGCUAACCCGAGAGCAGGGGGAGAGUGGAGAGUCCGAGUCACGCUCAGCUCUGCUCAGCUCAGGCACAAACCAGAGCUGCAUUCCAGCUGAGAGGGGAAACUCCAGCACCGGCAGGAAAAGACAGCAGAGGGAGAGAGAGACAGUGACAGCAGGAGAUAAGUGAAGGGAGGGAAGGGAAGGCGGCAUAUCCAGUUAGCUGUUGCUGCCACUGAAUGUUGUUGUCACUGUUUGAGUGAGUGACGUGAGCAGCGAAAGCAGGGCAGGACGCAGGCAGGGACUGAGGACUCGUAGUGAUUUUUGCCGAGGGUGGGGGGGUGCCAUGUUCGACUGUAUGGAGGCUCUGGGAAUGGGCCCCCGUCAGCUGUAUGAUGUCACCAGCCGUGGUGCGUGCAUGCUGCGGAAGGCGAGCCCCUUCUUUGCGGGGCUGGACCCCUUCGCUUGGACAGGCAGUGCCAGCCUUCAGUCGGUGGAGACCCAGAGCACCAGCUCAGAGGAGAUGGUACCGAGUUCUCCCUCUCCACCUCCUCCACCUCGUGUCUACAAGCCCUGCUUCGUGUGCCAGGACAAGUCCUCAGGGUAUCACUAUGGGGUCAGCUCCUGCGAGGGCUGCAAGGGUUUUUUCCGGCGCAGUAUCCAGAAGAACAUGGUGUACACCUGCCACAGAGAUAAGAACUGUCAGAUUAACAAAGUCACACGUAACCGCUGCCAGUACUGCAGGCUGCAGAAGUGUUUUGAAGUCGGCAUGUCCAAGGAAGCGGUGCGUAAUGACAGAAACAAGAAGAAAAAGGAUGUGAAGGAAGAGGUUGUGCUUCCAGAGAGCUAUGAACUAAGUGGCGAAUUGGAAGAGCUGGUCAAUAAAGUCAGCAAAGCCCACCAAGAAACCUUCCCAUCACUUUGCCAACUUGGCAAAUACACCACCAACUCUAGCUCAGAUCACCGUGUCCAGCUGGACCUGGGUCUAUGGGACAAGUUCAGUGAGCUCUCCACCAAAUGCAUCAUCAAGAUUGUGGAAUUUGCCAAGCGGCUGCCAGGUUUUACCACCCUUACCAUCGCUGACCAGAUCACUCUACUCAAGUCGGCCUGUCUGGACAUACUGAUGCUGAGGAUCUGCACACGCUACACUCCUGAACAGGACACUAUGACCUUCUCAGAUGGCCUGACUCUUAAUCGGACUCAGAUGCACAACGCUGGCUUUGGACCACUCACAGAUCUGGUGUUUGCCUUUGCCGGCCAGCUCUUACCCCUGGAGAUGGAUGACACAGAGACGGGCCUCCUUAGUGCCAUCUGCCUCAUCUGUGGAGACCGUAUGGAUCUAGAGGAGCCUCAGAAAGUGGAUAAGCUGCAAGAACCUUUACUUGAGGCGCUAAAGAUCUACGCACGGCGCCGCCGCCCCAACAAGCCCCACAUGUUCCCUCGCAUGCUGAUGAAGAUCACUGACCUUAGGGGCAUCAGCACCAAGGGCGCAGAGAGAGCCAUCACUCUGAAGAUGGAGAUCCCAGGGCCAAUGCCUCCUUUGAUCAGGGAGAUGCUCGAGAACCCAGAGGCCUUCGACGACCAAACAGAGUCCAAUGAGAGCCCGCCGCCGCCCCCUCCUCCACCACCUCCACCUCCAGCACUGGUUCUGAAGCAGGAAGCCGAGGACGAGGACGACAGCUGGGCCACGGAGAACGGCAGCGAGCCGUCGCCGGAAGAGGAGGAUGAGGACGAUGACGACGAUGUGGGGGACGAAGAACGAGACAGAGGCUCGGACAGUGACGGGGAGCCCUGGGGGGUCCUGGAAGCUAUAGAUGGGUCGAGGAAAGGCCUUGUUGGGAGGGCACAGUGAACAGAACAGAACAGAGCAAUUUUUUCUACCAACGCAGACAUACACAAGCAGAUUUACAGGCAUACACAGAAACACAUGCAGACAUAAAAUGAGACAAAACAACACAGUUUCACCUCAAGAAAAUGCUGGCCUUUCCUUCCCCCUUCCUCUCUCCUUACUGCACAUCAUUGUGUCUCUGCAGUGGAGCACAGCAGAGUGUUAUGUGUACAGACACUCCUAACUCAGGCCACAUGGUCCAUGACAAGUGAACUACAGAAACAAGUAAAGGAGAGAUGACAGUAAACCAUAAGAACUCCUGGCGUAGCCAAGAGCGGAGUUAACUUGACAAAAAGAACAUAACCUCUUUGAGAAAGCUAAAUGUUUCUUUUUUUUUUUUUUCCACUGUUGUCGUUUAUAUCUAAAUAGGGGAACGGCCAAACCAGAUACCAGAAGUGAGCAGUUGAUGCUGAUGGAUUACAACAAGCACAUUUCUCAAAAGAAAACAAUAGUACAGGGCAAAACCAAAUGAGUAUGCUAAUCUUUGUUUUUGUGGUUAUUGCAUUUGAAUAUUGUUUUCCAGUUUUUUCCUUUUUUCAAUUUAUGAAUUAAGUCCAUACAUAUCUAUAUACCAUUAUAUUUUUGUCUUUAUUUGUUAUUCUGGUUUUAUAUAUGAAUCCUUUAGACAAGUUUUUUUUUCUUUGAAGAGCUUUCCCGAGAAGAUAUUCAGAGGGAAAGAAGGGUAAUCAGAACUGGCUGGGUCUUCCUUAACAGCUACAUAUGCUUAGCUGGGGCUUUUAUGGGCACUUUGGCUCAUUGUGGAUGUCAAUGAUAAUCAACCUAGAGGUCUAUUGUUUUGUUACAGUGACUUAAUUAGUUUCUGUUAUCAGGGAAUUGGCAUUAUUCUGUUUUGCUCUCUUUGCAGCCAACAUAUGCUGUCACUGCAGAAAAGUACGUACCUUUGUGCCAAAGUUAGGAAAAGUCAUCUUCGGAGCAUGAGAUUGACUACUGGCAGGGACUCCAGCCAUGAUCCAAUCUGUACAAUCCUUACAGCAGAGCGCUCACUCACACACAUGCACUAAUGACAAGACACGCCCCCAAGAAAAAAAAAAAAUCAUGCACAGUUUAUUUACACCAACACACUCCUUUCACUCUACUCUCAGUUGGAACAGAUGUACCGACCCGGCAUCGAGCGCCCGGACAGAGAUUUACACUUGACCGUAUAUGUAGCACUUUUGUGAUCCUGUAUUCAAGUACGGUGCAUCUCAUCCACUGAGAGUAGACGUUCUAUCUCCAUUAACAUGUCCAACAUAUAUACAAUCAAACUUAGAGCACUCCCCGAUGAUGUCAGUAGACAAAUACACACACACACAAAUGCACACUUUCAGCACAGACAGAAAUCUUCCAUACAUAGUAGCGACAUUAUGCAUCAACACAAUGAACAAAGACAUUAUGCAAGUGGAAAGCAGGAAUCUUUAUGGAGGACAUUUUGGAAUCAGACUCAGGGCUUUUCAGUGAGGACCAAACCCUAGCUGCUUGCAGGCAUGCUAGAAACAGGCAAUAUUUAUGUGUGUAUUCAGUUUUGAUCAGCUCAACAACCCUUUUUUUGUGUACAUAGAAGGUGAUUAGUCUGAAGAACAGCAUGGAUGCUAGUUUGACUCUCCCACGGGGGCAAAAAUCAUCAGCUCUGCCCUGCCUGAGUUCAUGCUGGCAUCCAUGCAGCAAACUGCCUUCUCAUCCCAAAAGCCAUUAUAUCAUCUUGUCUUCUUGUGUAUAUCCCCACUUCUUUUAAAAGGAGCUGUGGAGGAUUAUGUGUUCUCAUGUAUCAUUUCUUUAUUGCCAAAACGUCUCACCAGGCAAUCGGCUGGGAAAGCGCAGCUGAUAUACAGAGGUUUUUUCUGUCUCUCUUUGAAGCAAUAUGAACUUCAUUUCUGUAGCGAUGAGAGGUCCCAUCUCUGAACAUGGGCAGGUCUCCUCAUUUUGAGUGUGUGAGUGUUUGUGUGUGUGUGAGAGAGUGAACGCUGUUACAUGUUUUUAGUCAUCGGGUGAAUGUCUUUGUAUGGUGCUGUCACACAAAAACUCUUGUGUGAUAACCUCAUCCCUUCUCUCUGCCACCGGCGGAUCAUUGAGAUUAUGUUGUAUUGUUUUUUUUUUUUGUUAGUUCUUUCAACAUGGCCAAGGUGUUGUUAACCCUCUGUUUAUGUCAACUCUUGUCAUACAAAGAAAAGCCAUAUAAACAGUAAGAGGCACAAUAAACUACUUUUGUGAGA